This is a messenger RNA of Dentiscutata erythropus, 257 nucleotides long. The record is from the annotation of a GenBank genome assembly. NCBI's taxonomy places the organism in Eukaryota, Fungi, Glomeromycota, Glomeromycetes, Diversisporales, Gigasporaceae.
UUGAACAAUUAAAACAAGGUGGAAUGAAUACGAUACAGGAAAUAAAAAUUCCAUUUGUGCCAUCACUUACUUUUGCAAAAGUUGUUCGUGAUGGAGUUGUUCGUAAUUUUCCAACCCCAUUAUUAGUAGAAGGGGAUAUAGUGGAAAUGCUAUAUGGUGAUAAAGCACCUUGUAAAAUUAAAUUAUUAUCAGAGUUCAGAGAUUCUACUUCACCCUCUUCAAUUUCUUCUUCAUCAAAAAUCUUAGAAAUGUCACAA